Thamnophis sirtalis is the source of this 3204-nucleotide messenger RNA. The record is from RefSeq and is a predicted model, not a curated record. NCBI's taxonomy places the organism in Eukaryota, Metazoa, Chordata, Lepidosauria, Squamata, Natricidae.
ACCCGCUGUUCGUUUCCCCUCGCAGCCCCCUCAGCCGUCGCGCUGCAACCGAGGCCCGCGCAGCGGUGCCGACGCUCAGCGCGAAGGUGACAAUGCGGCCUCUCCAGCGGAAGCGGCAGCGGCAGCCUCCGGCGUGGGAAAGGGGCAUCACGGUGGGCCACGCGGAGGAAGCCAGCUUCUGAUGCGUUCUCUUCACACCUCCUCCUCCUACCUCCUCUUGGGCAGCGGCUCCGACGGUCCCCUCCCUCCCCGCCUCCUCUUCCUUUCCUGGCGGCAGCGGCCGCGGUUGCCACGGCAGGGGAAAAAUGAGUAGGGCGGCGGCGGCGGCACUUCUCCUCUGCCUACUGGGCUGCAACGUGUGGAAGGCGGUGACCAAAACCUUGGCGGCGCCCGAUGCGGCUCAAGAAGUGACUCUGAAGGUUCAUGUCAGUGAUGCCAGCACACAUCAGCCAGUCACAGAAGCCUUUAUCGAGAUUUUUACCAACCAGGUUCCAAUUGCUUCAGGAAACACCAGAGCAGAUGGCACUGCCUUCAUCAAGUUUCAGUAUAAGCUGGACAGUCAGCUAAUAGUUACUGCAACUAAACAAGCUUAUGUGCCAAACUCUGCGCCAUGGAAACCUGUAAGAUUGCCGGGUGCACGGAUCCAACCCAAAGUCCAUUUUCAAAGAAGAGCCCUGAGGCUACCAGAGAAUACUAGCUAUAGUGACCUCACAGCAUUUCUUACUUCAGCUAGUUCACCCUGGGAAGUGGACAGUUUUCCUUAUUUGCAAGGCUAUGAUGGCAAUGGAACUGGAAAUAACACUAGGUAUGAUCUUACUCCUGUCACUGCAGUUAGUGUUCAUUUACUCAGAAGUGAUGGGACUCCAGUUCCAGUGAAUGGGCCCAUCUAUGUAACAGUGCCUCUACCUGCAACCAACAACUUGAAACAUCAUACUCACGUGCCAGCUUGGAGGUUUGACCAAAAAUUUGGAACGUGGUUAAAAAGCAAUUUAGGCACUAUUGAACAAGAAGGAAAUGGAUUGACGUGGACCUAUAUUGCCUCCCAGCUGGGAUAUUGGGUUGCAGCCAUGUCACCCACAAAUCCAGGAGAAAGUGUUUGAAGCCCCGUCAACAUCGUAAGAAACUACAGUUAUCCUCAACACUCAGUGGUGCUAAGAAGGAUCAAUCAACUUCCAUGUCCCAUCUCAAUUUAGUAUUUUCCCGACGUGAAUCAGAAUUUCCUGGUGGGCUCUCCAUUACUGGCAACAGGCAUCCAGAAUCCUCUGGCCACAAGGAACUGAUAGUGGCUGUUCACUUGGACAAAGGAUGUUCUGGAGAAGUAGAUAUGCAUACCCCUAUGCUGCAACAUACUUACAGCACUUCACAGGAAUUUAGCUCCAGGGAAGAAUCACUUUCCCAUAAGGAAAAUGACCGUAGCCGCAUGUCUCUAGAAAAUAUGGCUUCUAAUGACAGUUUGAAAAAAGACUAUCUUCAAUCAUUGGAUUCUUUUUCUAUAAAUCCAAGAAAGUCUUUGGAAAUGACAGAAGGGUAUGGUUCUCCUGAUCAGGGGGACCAUAGACACAGUUACAAUGCAAUGUUGUUAAGCCGGCCUUUAUUUGAGAAGCAAGAGCAAACAUCCAUGAAUCAUAUUUCUACAGGGAGUAAAUAUAAUCUUCAGGAACAAGUAUACCCUAUCCCUUCAACCCCUGAAACGGAGCUUCUAGAUUGCAGGUCCUCUGAAUGUAUGAUGUCUCGCUCCGUUGACCAUCUUGAAAGACCCACUUCUUUUCCUCGACCAGGUCAUCUGAUCUGUUGUAAUUCUCUUGAUCAGGUUAAUGAUAGUGUUUACAGAAAAGUGUUGCCCACAUUAGUCAUUCCUGGUCAUUAUAUGAAACUUCCAGGAGAACAUCCUUAUAUUAGCCAGCCUCUCUCUACUGAUCAACCAGUAGAUAUAGAAAGGCUCCAGGUUGAAUUAUCCAGCCCUCAUUCACAGCUUUAUCCACAUUCUCAGCAACAGAUGCAGCCACAACAGCUAACUGCUCAAGCAGUAUCCCAGCAACAUUUGCAAGACGUUGGUGCAGGUGACUGGAAACCACAGAAUGUUGCAAUGUCUGAAUCUGUGUCCAUUCCAGCAUCCCUCAAUGAUGCCUCCCUGGCACAAAUGAAUAGUGAAGUUCAGCUUCUUACUGAGAAAGCUCUAUUGGAGCUUGGUGGAGGAAAGCCUUUACCUCAUCCCCGGGCAUGGUUUGUUUCUUUGGAUGGGCGUUCCAAUGCUCAUGUUAGACAUUCCUACAUUGAUCUUCAAAGAGCUGGAAGGAAUGGGAGCAAUGAUGUCAGCCUGGAUUCUGGGGUUGACAUGAAUGAGCCAAAAUCUGCCCGAAAGGGAAGGGCAGAUCACUUACAACAAACCCACCAGCAAGUGCAGAUACAUCCACAGAAAGAGCAGAAAAUUCCAGAGAGUAGCACUUAUACCCAGCUUGUUUAUUUGGAUGAAGUAGACCAAAGUGGCAGUGAAUGUGGAACUGCAGUUUGUAGUCCUGAAGAUAAUACUCCAAGAUGUGUGUUGGAGGGAGGCAGCAGAAGAACAGGUGGCCAAUUGCCCAGCCUGCAGGAAGAAACAAUAAAAAGAACAGUAGAAAGUUCACCAGAGCCUUUAAUAAGUCCAGAACAUAAAAUAACCGAACACAGUGAAGCUGAUGAUAAUGAUGAUGACGAUGAUGAUGAUGACGAUGAUGAUGAUGAUGAUCAAGGGGAAGACAAAAAGAGUCCCUGGCAAAAGCGAGAGGAAAGACCACUCAUGACAUUCAACUUGAAGUAACCUCUGUUAGAUUUUAUCUUUUCCCCCAAGAGAAUAUAUAAUUGCCAAAUAUUUUUGUUUGUUUAUACUUACAGAAGAAAAAAGAUGAUGAAGUAAUCUUUGUGGUGGGUUACAACUGAGAAGGUUCACUCAAGAUAAUUUUUGUGAAAACUCACCUAAUUAUUUUGCAAAGUCUGUAUGAAACUGUGACUUUGAAUUCCAUUUACUUGAUACUGGCCAUCAAGGACAUUUGGAUAUUUUGACGUGGUAUGGCAGAUUAUAACCUCAAAUUUUCCUGAAAAUGGAUCUAUGUAAAACUUUAUUAUUAUUAUUAUUAUUUCUUAAUUCAAAUGUAUCAUAAUGAUGCUACUGAAAGGGUAUCUUUAAGUAGAGUUCAACACUUGACAUCUACAGAUAUGCAUUAUUUU